AUGAUGACAUCGAUUGAGACUGGUAGUGAAGUAGAGUGGUCUUCAGAAGUCAACUAUCACUUCCGACUCUCGGCCUUCCAGGAUAGGUUGCUCGAAUUCUUCAAGAACAACCCCGAAUGGAUAACCCCGGAGCACCGCAUGAAGGAGGUUGUGCAAGCGGUCGAAUCAGGAUUGGAGGACCUGUCUGUUUCUCGACCGUAUGAACGAUUAACGUGGGGUAUUCGAGUUCCCGGAGACGACUCGCAGACCAUCUACGUAUGGCUCGACGCGCUGAUGAACUAUGCGACUAAGGCCGGAUACCCGUGGACACCAGGCCGCGAACAAGCCGGAGGCUGGCCCGCGGACUGUCAUGUCAUCGGCAAGGACAUUGUGCGGUUCCAUUGCAUUUACUGGCCCGCCUUCCUCAUGGCUCUUGGACUUCCAUUGCCCAAGAAGAUUCUGACACACGCUCACUGGACUCUUGGAGGGUCAAAAAUGUCCAAAUCUACUGGCAGGGUUGUUGAUCCUUUCCACGCCCUUGAUCGGUUCGGUCCGGAUGUUAUGCGCUUUUACAUGGCUCGCGAGGGUGGUAUACAAGACGAUGCGAGCUAUGACAAUUUCCGCAUCAUUGGUUUGUACAACAAGUUCUUGAACCAGCAACUCGGCAACCUGGCUUCUCGUGUUACACGAGGCAAGAAAUGGAGCGUCCGUGGCGCAGUCGAGCGUGUUGGUGGGUGGCCAGCGGAGGAGUGGGCGGAAGGACCAGGUUCCAAGUUCCGGAAUAAUUCUCUUGCUACCAUCGCCUCGCAAGUAGAUGCAUCUUUUGAUGCCUACGAUCCGCGUAAAGCCGUGUCUCAAAUCGCAGAGUUUGUCCGAGGGUCGAACGCUUUCUUCCAGAUGUCGCAACCAUGGGACAAGGUCUUGACCUUUGGCCCAGGAGAGCCUGGCGAGGAUGUCGACAAGAUCAUCUAUCUUGCCGCUGAAGCACUUCGAAUCACCGGUAUCCUAUUACAGCCAUACAUGCCGAACAAAGCACGCAUGCUACUUGAUCAGCUAGGCGUACAGCAAGAUCGAAGAACCUUUGAAUACUGCAAGCCUGGCGCUGAUCUAGACUACGGAACUCCGUUGGUGGAGCUGGGUGCAGCGCACAAGGGUGUGUUGUUUCCCCCACUGCCGAGCGAGGGAUGA
Messenger RNA from Alternaria metachromatica, 1167 nucleotides. RefSeq lists its product as uncharacterized. Gene Ontology annotation, molecular function: ATP binding; methionine-tRNA ligase activity. The coding region runs from base 1 to 1167 and encodes 388 amino acids. Gene Ontology annotation, biological process: methionyl-tRNA aminoacylation. The record is from RefSeq and is a predicted model, not a curated record. The transcript has 3 exons. Lineage: Eukaryota; Fungi; Ascomycota; Dothideomycetes; Pleosporales; Pleosporaceae.